AGCGUCUGAAGGUUUGUUGUUCUCUACAAGUUCAUCAUACAUAGCCGUGGUUGCUAUUGAUUUUGGGACCACAUACAGUGGUUUUGCUUUUGCUUUCAACCACAAGAAGGGAGAAGGAGGCAUCCAUAUGAACAGAGCCUGGGGUCAUGACCAGGGAACUGCUACUCUUAAAACACCCACCUCUCUGCUUCUUCAUCCUGAUGGUAGCUUUGAUUCAUUUGGAUACGAAGCGGAAGAAAAGUACGCCAACUUCCUUGAUGGUGAAGAUUGAGAUUAUCUUUACUUCAAACAUUUCAAAAUGGCACUACACAAGUCAGAGACAUUAGACAGAAAUACAAAGCUGACGGCUCGAAAUGGAAAAAGAAUUGAUGCUUUGGUUGUUUUUGCCCACUCAUUGAGGUAUCUCAAAGAUUGAGCUAUCGAAAUUAUUCGCGAGAGAACUGGAGACGAAAAGUAUAAUGAAAAGGACAUUCGGUGGGUCAUGACUGUGCCUGCCAUUUGGAGACCCGCUGCUAAGCAAUUUAUGAGAGAAGCCGCUUGCAAGGCGGAGAUGGUAUCGAAUAAUGCCCCUGAACAGCUGCUUAUUGCCUUGGAACCAGAAGCAGCCUCUAUACACUGCAGAGAAAUGAAGAUGAGAGAAUUCGCUAAUGAGAAAGGGGAUGCCACUGUAUCUGACGUCUUUGCUCGACCUGGGUCAAAAUACCUUGUUAUUGAUAUCGGAGGCGGAACUCUCGACGUCACAGCUCAUGAAAUCUUAACAAAUGGGAACAUUAAAGAAAUCCACCAGGUGACCGGAGGACCUUAUGGUGGAACUAAAGUUGACGAGGAGUUCGUUUCCCUACUUGAGAGGUUUUUCGGAACUUAUCAGGUGAAAAACUUCCGUGAAAACCACCCAGCAGAAUGACUGGAGAUAAUGAAUGAAUUUGAGAUGAAGAAGCGAGGGCGCCGUGCUCAUGAGGGUGAAACAACCAGAAUUCGCCUUCCCCGAACCUUUACAGCACUGGUUUCAGAGCAAGGUGGGCCUGAUCUGGCAAGUCGAUUUGCAAGUUCCUGUAGAACUGACGAUGUCCAAUUCGUCAGAAAUGAAUACUUCUGCAUAGGACCGGCGGCCAUGAAAAAAUUUAAAUUAGCCACUUCCGGCUUCUUUCUAGGAAAACAGACAUCCGGGAGAUACAGUCGAUACACGCUGGGGCAAUUGCUACUUGAUUCAGUAAUGGCGUACUUUACGCGUGGAAAAACGCCACCUAACUCCAUUCAACCAAGUGGAUAUGAAUCCAAAACGCACCCAUCGGCAUCAACUGCAAAUGAUGAGGAAUGGCCCAUAGCAAAACUAAUUGAAGCAUCACGACAACUCCCUUCGCGACUCGAGAAAUUGGAGCGACUGCAAAGGCAUGCUGCUUUGGCAGAGAGAAAAGUCAGCAUGGACCAAAGAAGAACUGAAAACACGUUGAGCAAAAACAGACAGUCUGAGCUUGAGGCAGAAUACACGAAUGACUUCAGGGAUGGAAGACGCGUUGACGUUCCAAGCAACGCUAGCAUUGCAGUUGUUCAAGGUGCUGUGAUGUUUGGCCAAAGACCUGACAUUGUCGACUCCAGAAUCAUGUCUACGACUUAUGGCUUCAAGAUUAACCACCCGUUUGAUCCCAGUCUUCAUCCAAUUAACAAGAAGCACUUCGUUGACGGCGUAGCCUACUGUAAAGAUUGCUUUGAGGUUCUUGUUAAAGAGAAUGACAUUGUGAGGACAGGUGAAAAGAAAGUCUUCGCUCAUUACCGCCUACUGAAAGGAAGUCAAACAGCUGCAAGGUUCAGUUUUUUCACCUCGACCGAUCCUGACGCCAAAUAUUCGACAGACGCUUCAGUUAGCAACCCGAUAGGAGAGGCUGUCGUCGAAUCGCCUGACGUUGCGAAAGGAACCAAGCGAAUGAUUGACUUGGCCAUAGAGUUUGGUGGGACUGAGAUUAAAGCUACUGCAAUAGACAGAAGCAGUGGGAACACUGCCACGGUUUAUCUCGACUUCCUGUGCAAUAAGGAUUAAAAACCAAAAAUCGCCGGAGAAGACUUGAAGUCCCCGAGUGAAUAUAUGACAAACCUGACAACGUUUAAGAGACACCACAUUUGUUAUCACUGGAUCAAGAAGACACCUUGUAUGGUGUCCAUUGUGAAUAAAUCCCCGUCGCAACUAAACCUGACAUUUUGAGGCAUCUUUGAACUUCAUUACAUAAUUGAAACGCCAGAUUGCUAGAAAUCUUAUAAUACUUAGACCCAGUGGAGUGUCAAGAUAUCCACUGAAUUGCAAACUCUUGAUUUCUUAGAAAGGAGUGAGACUACAAACUCGAGCAAAACUGCAUUUAAGUUCAGUUUUGACUACGCCAGUCAGUUAAAAAUUGGCAUUACCACUGCAUGCGACUUUUUUUCGUAGGCUCUUGUCAAGGGAGUUUGAUCUUGAAAUAAGUGGAUAAUUUUCCGACUAAUUUUAAAAAUCAAGGGCUAGCGUCUUAGAGAGCUAAACACUCGCUUUGGUAACCUAUUAUGAAAAAGAUACCUAUACACACUAAAACUAUAGCCUAGGGGCGCUCGCGAAAAGUCUAAAUUAGCCAGCCAAACCGAUGUAUUUAUUCAGAUAAUACUGUAAAAAAACUAAUUUACUAAACCGCUCCAGCCAUGAUGAACUUGUUUAAAAUUGCCGGAUAUUUACAGAAAAAUGACAAAAGAAUAAAAUUCAUGCACAGCUCAUAUUCCUGCCGUUUUCAAAUCGGUAGAACUGUGUUCAGUCCACUAUUUACGUUGUUCUUAUUUGCUAUACAGUCACAUAGAAUAACUUGACUUUUAUUCAAUAAGUUUUUGUUCCUAUCCACCUACGAGUUUUACAGAAUUAGUCUCAAAAGUAAAAUCGAAAUGGCAAAGAGAAAUCCUUCC
Messenger RNA from Pocillopora damicornis (cauliflower coral), 2916 nucleotides. Its product is annotated as heat shock 70 kDa protein 12A-like. NCBI's taxonomy places the organism in Eukaryota, Metazoa, Cnidaria, Anthozoa, Scleractinia, Pocilloporidae. The record is from RefSeq and is a predicted model, not a curated record.